Carassius gibelio (silver crucian carp) is the source of this 3060-nucleotide messenger RNA. Its product is annotated as major facilitator superfamily domain-containing protein 6-B-like. Gene Ontology annotation, biological process: antigen processing and presentation of exogenous peptide antigen via MHC class I. The coding region runs from base 233 to 2683 and encodes 816 amino acids. The record is from RefSeq and is a predicted model, not a curated record. NCBI's taxonomy places the organism in Eukaryota, Metazoa, Chordata, Actinopteri, Cypriniformes, Cyprinidae. The transcript is spliced from 7 exons. Gene Ontology annotation, cellular component: plasma membrane.
CAUCACAGGUAAGUGAGAGACUGACGUCAGGUCGGAUGAAAACGGCCGUAGAAUAAAUCUGCUCCUAUGCGCUACCGGAAUUCCUCGCUUUUUGAGGACUAUUCAUAGUAAGUAAGCAAAAAUCCAGGAUGGUGAUAAAAUGAUGGUUGGAAGGAGAGAGCAGUCUGUUGAAGGGAUCGUCCUCCUUCAACGCCAGACGGUGAAAUAACAAACUUCCACACAACACCCGGAAAUGGCGAGUGAUCGGGUGGCCAUCCUAACGGAUGACGAGGAGGACCAAAAGAGGAAAUAUGUUCUGUCUGAACCAUUUAACACUCUGUCCCUGGGGCAGGUUGCAAACACUACACCGUCCAGUCAAACAGCACUGUCUGCCCCCAACGACACACUCCCUUCCCAGCCCUCUCAGAGUAUGGACUGCAUGGAGAGGUGCUGUGUGCGAAUAGACAAUCAUCUCUUGAUUUCCAAGGUCUUCUACUUCUUCUUUUACUCCGCCUAUGGCUCUUUACACCCCCUGCUUGCUGUGUACUACAAGCAGCUGGGAAUGACACCCAGCCAAAGUGGCCUGCUAGUUGGGAUCCGUUAUUUUAUAGAGUUCUGCAGUGCACCUUUCUGGGGAGUAGUGGCGGACCGCUUCAAGAAAGGAAAGGCAUUGUUACUGUUUUCUGUACUCUGCUGGGUGGUCUUUAACUGCGGUAUUGGCUUUGUCAAGCCAGCUGCUAUGACCUGUGUCAGUAAGGACCCCGCUGUUGGGACACCAAACAAUUUUACAAACUAUACACAAACUGGUAACCAUACCAGACAACGAAGAUACCUGAUUGAGAAUAUAUACUCUGCUCCUCCGAUUUCUCAGCCAAUAUUAGAAGGAUAUAGACCUCACACUAGAUACAUUCGAAGUGCAAAUGUAAAUACCUCAGUCACUCCCCCUGGAAGCUCCACUGAGAAUCCUGUCGGCAUUUCUACUCCAUCUAACUCGACAACAGUGUCGCCUCGUACCUCGACACCUACGUCAAAAUCUACCUCGACAACAGAAACAAAAGCUACCACUGCCAAACUCAGAGAGAAUAUCAUAGUCUUUGAUAAGAAACAAGUAGAUACUAUAUUUCUCUUGAUCCUCUUGGUCAUUAUUUUUGGUGAGUUCUUCAGCGCCCCAGCUGUGACCAUUGUGGACACUGUCACUCUUCAGUACUUGGGCCAACACAGAGAUCGUUAUGGACUCCAGAGGAUGUGGGGAUCUCUGGGAUGGGGUGUCGCUAUGCUGUCAGUGGGCAUUUGGAUCGACCACACGCACAUCACGGUCUUCAUUCAGGGUUCGGGUUGUGUCCAGCCCGACUACAAGAACUACCAAAUUUCAUUCAUAGCAUUUGGAGUCCUGAUGACCGCAGCACUUAUUGUGGCAACACAGUUCCACUUUGACAACAGGGUUUAUCGGUCAGACGAAGAAGAGGACAAGAAGGAGGCUGUGAAAAUACCUCAAGUGAUUCAGGAGGUCUCGUCUCCAGAGUCCAGUUCAGAUGAUGCACCCGUGUGCCCAGAAAGCACCCCACAACAUUUUCCCUUCAGAGAUCUCUUCCGGAUCAUUUGUGGCGUCCGCUAUGGUACGGUUCUCUUUGUGGCCUGGUUCAUGGGGUUUGGUUACGGUUUCGUGUUCACCUUCCUCUACUGGCAUCUGGAGGACCUGAAGGGCACCCCCACUCUCUUUGGCAUCUGCUCGGUGCUCAGUCAUGUGUCUGAGCUGGCCGCUUAUUUCAUCAGCCACAAACUCAUUGAGCUUGUUGGACACAUCAGAGUCCUUUAUAUCGGACUGGCCUGCAACACUGCACGCUAUCUGUACAUCUCCUACCUGGAGAAUGCAUGGAUAGUUUUACCCAUGGAGGUGCUUCAAGGUUUGACACAUGCAUCCGUGUGGGCGGCAUGCAUCUCGUAUUUGAGCGCUGCUGUUCCUCCAGCUCUGCGCACGUCGGCUCAGGGGAUCCUGCAGGGGCUGCACCUGGGGCUGGGGAGAGGAUGUGGAGCCAUGCUGGGAGGAGUUUUUGUUAACUUCUUCGGUGCUGCAGAAACCUUCAGAGGCCUCGGUAUGGCCUCCCUGGUUACAUUACUCAUCUUCUCUCUGAUACAGUGGCUGUUAGGUCAGAACGAGGAUAAAAAGGGAUCAAUGUUGGCCGAGAACAUCCCAGUUCCCUCCAGCCCAGUCCCUAUCGCCACUAUUGACUUAGUCCAGGACCAGUCCGCAUCUCAGCCAAACCCCGAAUCAAAGUCGCCUCCUAAGAAAACCAGGCAUCAGGAAGAGCAAGAAAAUGUCAACAAGCCAGCCUGGGUGGUGUCUGCUUCCCCGUGGGUCACCAUCGCUUUCGCCCUCUAUCAGAUCAGAGAUAUGGUAGCUUUGUCAAAGAGCAACCCCUGUGGUGGAAGUCAAGCCCUGCAGGAGACAAAUGAGCAAACUUCAGCGCCGCCACCUGCUGAUGAUUCCACAUCAUCACAACCCGAUACAUUAAGUCCGGCAGAAUAUCUCUCACAAGGACCUACUACCAGUGCAUUUGUUCCUCAGAACACACACCCUGUCCCUCCUGUGGAAGAACCGCCUCCAUCCACAGGGAGAAAAGAACCAGUAGAAAACUCAACUCCAUUGCCAGGACAUUCCAAACAGCUGCUUCCAACAGCACAACCACAAUCAACAAUCAACUGAACGGCUUAGAUGACAGCUGAUGUUGGACCAAAAAUAUUAUAUUGGCCUACAGGUAUUCUACAUUAGACGAGGCAAUAGAAUCAAUAUGCUUUGCAUUUCCACAUUUGAUGUCAUGCAUUAGUUGCAAAGGGCUUGCAAGUCUUUGUACAGGGUCUGUGCCUAUAUGAGGAAAUCUGCAUACUUCUGAGUGAUUAAUUCUUAUAAUGUAACAGCUGAGGUGCUUCAGUAUAAUAAUCAUGGGACUUGCCAUUGCUAUAGAGAAGCAUAGUUGCUUUGCACUCUGUAUAAAAUGUUAUUUUGCUAUUCAUGCUUCCAUAUUUCUUGACCGAGUUUAAAUAUAAAACAUCUAUUCUGUAUUAAGUAAAAUGUUAAAGCCA